AUGACGGAAGAGACAGGGAAGCGCCGGAGCUCUGCGCGAGAGCGAGAGAGAGCGGAGGCGCUUGUCGAUGACUCAGGGGACGUUGUCGAGAUAGGCGACGUGCUGCGGUGUCUCGACGCCCCGACAGUGGACUUGGUGCACCAGAGCUUGGCUGCUGGCGCGGGGGAGGCGCUCUCUCCCCUCGUGACUGAGAAAGCGACAUCGUUUCCACACGAGACUGACGGGCGCGGCCUCGCUGCGGGGCCUUCCCGACCGACACUAAAAUCCGACGCCCUGAAUGUUGCGGAGUACGUACACCGCGUUGUGGGCAGAGGCGACGAGGCGGGGGGCGGUGAGCACGUGGCCGCAGCGGUCCGUAAGCUGGAUGUCGCCCUCGGGAGACUCGAUGAGGAAAUGAAGAAAGCAGCUGCACUCUCGCGUGACAAACGCGGGUCUGGGAAGAAAGGAGAGAGCGCCGGGGGGCGAAGGCGCGACGACCGCACGGGGAACGACGGGCGCCCGAGGCCAACGGCCGAUGUCCCUGCGUUGAGUGCUUUCCUGAUGCUUCUCGGAAGCGAAGGCGAAGAGCGCGGAGAGAGCGAGAAAGAAGAAGAAGCACUGCAGGCCUUGCUCCACGACUCGGGCGACGAGAAGGGACGAACGGGGAGGAAAGAGGGAGACAGCGAGGCGGGACUUGGAAGCGCAGACGGACGGCUUGGAGCUGUGCUCGUCGAACAAGCGAAACAACAAAUCCAGGAUCUCUAUGGAGAAACGAAAAACCUGCAAACGGAUGUCGACCGUCUGUACCAAGGAGUGGAAGGAGAAAUCCGUGUCGCUUCUCGGCUGCUGCUGCUCCAGGAGGUUGUGUGCGCGAUGGUGCACUUUGUUUCGAUCUUCAAACGUCUUCGCAAAGAAGACAAUGCGUCGACAAGAGCGGCGCUCGUCAGCCAACUCCUCGCGCUUCUUCGCGAACCGCAUCGCGUGCCCGCGUCCGGCUGUUCGGCCGCUGUCUGUACACCGCAAGAGCACGAAACCGGGAACCGAGCUCGUAAAGAAGCCCGUUCGCAGGACACAGACGAGGUUCUCGUUCUCGCCGAUCUCCAGAGUCUCGCUCCCUUUGUCUCUCUCGUCAACAAAGAAGCCUGUCAGCUGCGCACCGCGACCAGGCAGCAGUUGCUAGAGGCCGUCGACCAAGGGUCUCCGCUCGCACUGUCCUCCGCGCUGGACGUCUUCUUCCUGCUCGACCAACUCUGGGAGCAAGUCGAGGCUCUCCUGCGGAACCUCGUGUCAAGUGUGUGUGCGCCGAUCUCGAGCGUGCACCUGCAAAAAGAAGCAAACAAAGGCCCACGCGCUCUCGCGGCCUCCGCGCGCCGAGUGGGGAAAGAAAAUCUCCCGAGCCUCUGCCGGGAAAACGAGUUCGAGGCGAGCUUGGCGGAGGCAGUGAGCCGCUUCUUCGAGCGGGUCGAGGACGGCUUAAAGAAGGCGUCGCUCGUGGACCAGGUUCUGGCAGUCGGCGAGGAUCCGCUGACGCGUCAGCCGUACACCGCCUUUCUCGCGUCGAGCGGCUUCUCCUCGACGUUCAGCGAGGAAGUGUGGCGGGCCUCUUCUCUCCACUUCUCCGCCUUUCUACGCGAGCUCGGUGCGUUUGCUUCGCUCCCCCCUGCUCGCCGGUCUUCCCUCGUCGCGGAGACUUCUCGCCGGGAACAGCGGAGACGCCUGGACAGCGUCGCCUCGGCCUUGGCCGAUUCGGGGGCGCAAGACGCCGUGCGGUCCGCCGAGGACGAAGCGAGAAACAGACUGGAAGAAAGCGAAGAGAGGACCGACUUCAGUCGCUUUGUCGCCUCUCUCGGGCCUGCUCAACUCGCCGUGGUGGAAGCCGUGCCUCUCCUUUCUCGUCUUCUUCUCUCUUUCCUUCGCCGCUGCGAAGAAAUUGCCUGCGCCGGUGUCCUCUCGAAGGCACCCAGCGAUGCGCAAACGGGCGCCCUUCGCAGCGCGAUUGCGCCCCUUCGCCAGGUGUACAUUCACCUCUUUGCGGUCCGUCUGGACGGGGUUCUGGCCUCUCUGUUUUCGCCCAGAUGCCUCUCUCAGGCGCGCAUGUUUCUUCGUCGCGUUUCCCCGCCCGUUUCCUUCUCGCGGCUUCUCCCUCCCGCGUCUACAGAUCCGCCGAGAGUCGCGUCUUCGUUCUCAGCCGCUCUUGAGAAGGAAGAGGAAAAAAACCGAGAAGCCUUCGCGCGCCUCCUCCAGUCUGUCGAGCCGUUGUCGCACUUGCCGUCCUCUCCGGAUCUCCUUUCGCUGGUCUCCGCGGCGUUCCGAGAAUUAGAGCGCGUGAACCUCAGCAGCGACGAAGAGAUGUUCACACAGGCUGUGGACGUUGUUGAAGAAGCUUUCGAGACUCUUGUCCUUCUCUGUCUCUGCCAGCUUCACAGAGAUGGGGGUCUGGAGCCGCUUGUUCUUGUCGAUGCUGGCGCGAGACUUCUCCGGCGUCUUCCAGCUGCUUCGCCCGCCCGCAUUCGUGCGACGAAAGUCUUCGCGCUCUUCACUGCCGUCGAGGCGGCGAUGAAAAUUGUCCUCGAACAACAUUCCCACGUUCUUCCGUUUCUCCGAGCGGCGCGCUCAGAAGUGCAGAGGACGCAUCAAGCGUCCGGUGAAGAGGUGCCUGCUGCCGUCGACGGGUUUUGUCUCUCUGAAGAGUCCCUCGAAGAUGCCGAAGAAAGCGACGAGGAGAUUUUCUUGGAGAGCCUGCAAACGCGUCGAAGCCUUCCGUUGCUCCAGUGGCAUACAUUCAGAGAGGUUGCGGCUGUCCAGCGGCGACUGCUGGAACCUGUCUUUUCGAGCGUCGAAUCCGCAGCCGUCGCCGGCUGCCUCGGGCGCCUAGUCGAUGAAGUCGCACUCUCGCUCUCUUCUCCAGGCGAAGACAGAGCGGCCGGCAGGACACCCGGAAGCGAAGGACGCGAAACAGGAGGCCUAGACGCAACUGAAGAUGCAGAGCAGCUUGCAGCACUAUCGGAACUCGAGAGACUGCUGUGCCACGCUCAACAACAGUACGUCUGUCUCCUCCCCCCGCCGUCGCUUCUCGCGCCUCUCUCCAGUCUCUCGCUUUCCAUUUUGGAAACGCUGCUGGGCCACGCGUGCGUUUGCGAGGCGCGUGGGGAACGCGAGAGAGCCUACGUGGCGUCAGUCGUCGCGCGCGGCGAAGUUCUCCUCUCUGCUUUCUGGACUGGCUUCCACAAACACGUCCGGGUCGGUUCCGACAUGCUGCGCAACGUCCGGCGCCUUCUCUUUGCCGACUCGCCGUUCCUCCUCCACGAGCUUCUCACAAUUAUGCCUCAACAGGAACCGUUUCUUUCCAGCGAACGCGCGACUCCCUCAUCUCCUUCUUCCUCUUCAUCUUCUUCUUCCUCUUCAGCUUCUUCCUCUUCAUCUCCGUCUUCUUCAUCUCCUUCAUCUCUCGUUGCGACUUCCUUGCCGCCGCUGCUUGUAGCUUGUCACCUGCUGUAUCGCCUCCCUGUCCGGAAGGGCGCGCCUUCUCGCCGACCGCAUGCGCUCCUGGGGCUGUCUGGCGGCGCGCCGGAACUUGCGCGUCUUCUCGCGGCGUAUUUGCGAAGCCAGCGCGGCGAGAAGGAAGAGCGGCCGGAGGAAUCGCGUGGAGAAGCGCGCGUGGCAGCCGAGAGGCUGAGGAGAGAUCUCCACCGUCUGGUGACCCUGGAGACGGGCGGAAAGCCAAGAGACGAAAAGCACAGAGGCGAAAACGAGAGCGAGGGCAAAAGAGAGAGAUGGGCGAGGGGAAGGACGUACGGGGAAAGGGAAGCAGAGAGGAGAGAAGACUUGAAAAUCCUGGUUCAAGUUGCUCGACUCCUCAGCGCUGCACUCGACGGUGGAGCCGGGGGAGAACACACACUGGGUCAGGGAACUGCCGCAAGUCCAGGUGACUCUUCUCGCCUCGAAAAACGGCCGGUCUCAACAGAAAACAUCUCGGCACAAAACGCGUCGCUUCCUCCCGCUUCGUCUUCUUUCUCGUCUUCUGCCUCUUCUUUCUCUUCCUCCUGUUCGCCUGUCCCUGCGUCUCUUCAGCCUGGAGGCGAGGAGAGGGCGUCUCUGUGGCCGCCGGGGGAAGUGGCCCAAGAGCCGGAUGCCGGUUUCUCCGACCGUUCACGGACCAACGCAAAGGACGCGGUGGGCGGUUCCGUUCGCUCCGCGCCUCGCGCAGGCGACGCGCCUUCUCUCCUCUCCAGCCCUUCACGGGAGAUGCUAUCGAAUGGAACCGCAGAGACGCACGGUCCGUGGGGAGAGAGACGGGAGGCGGGGAUGUCUCCGCCGCGCGAGGGACGUGGAGAAGCCCAAGCGCCGCAGUCCCGGCAGGGAGAAGAUCCGAGGCCAGUGCAAGUGCAUGCGCAGGUCGGCGCGUUCGCACGUCCAGACUGGGAAGCGGAAAACGAAAAAAAACCCGAACCUCAGACAAGGGAAGAACAACAUGACAGUGCGCCUUUCUCCCUUCCUCAACCACCCGUCCUGUGA
This is a messenger RNA of Neospora caninum, 4494 nucleotides long. RefSeq lists its product as hypothetical. The record is from RefSeq and is a predicted model, not a curated record. Gene Ontology annotation, cellular component: COG complex. The coding region runs from base 1 to 4494 and encodes 1497 amino acids. Lineage: Eukaryota; Apicomplexa; Conoidasida; Eucoccidiorida; Sarcocystidae. The transcript is spliced from 14 exons. Gene Ontology annotation, biological process: intra-Golgi vesicle-mediated transport.